This is a messenger RNA of Solea senegalensis (Senegalese sole), 4732 nucleotides long. RefSeq names its product gastrula zinc finger protein XlCGF26.1-like. Gene Ontology annotation, molecular function: RNA polymerase II cis-regulatory region sequence-specific DNA binding; DNA-binding transcription factor activity, RNA polymerase II-specific. The coding region runs from base 1327 to 2772 and encodes 481 amino acids. Gene Ontology annotation, biological process: regulation of transcription by RNA polymerase II. The transcript is spliced from 3 exons. The record is from RefSeq and is a predicted model, not a curated record. Lineage: Eukaryota; Metazoa; Chordata; Actinopteri; Pleuronectiformes; Soleidae.
CCAAACCGUGUAGACGAGCCGUGCCAGGACCAUGUAGUGGAAAAGCGGCAAAACUUAACUCAACUCAUCUCUGUCCACCAGAUGUCACUGUAGCUGUGUCUCAAUCCGGGGUCUGGCUCCUCCCAAGUGGAGUUUCCUUAUUUCUUGUUCAAUAAACUUUAUUUCCAUGAUGUACAAAAGCUCUUAAUAGGAACAUGUCCGUAACGGGUAUGUGAUCGGAGUGGAGCUGAGGAAUUUUGCCCAGAGUGUGUAGAAAAUCCAUCUUAAUCUAAUUUCACGAUACCAGUGUCUGUAGCCGACUUUGUGUUUUAGCGUUGGCGAUCGCGGUGUUACUUCAAGAGCUCCAAAAGUCUGAGAACCACUGGUCUAGAUCGAGGAUCCAGAUCCUGCAUUGAGACACAGUUUGCAAGUGGCUUCUUUUUCUUCAUUCAUUUUUGGUCUGACUGAACAGAAUUAUAUUACUUGGUACAAACAAAAACACUUCAAUGAAGUAUCUAAUAACUUUUUUAAAAUGCUUGUCACUUCAUGGUAAGUAGGGAUGACCCCAUAUACUCAGUGUCGGUCCGAUACUUGUCAAAAUCACUGGAUCGGAUAUCGGGACAGAUAAAAAUGUAAAAUCCAAAGCUUCCCCUAUGCACAGACUCUACAAAUGUCAAUUAAAAAUCAGCAACAGCAUUUUAGCCGAGUCAUGUUCUGGGCUGUUUAUUUCUUCUUCAUGGGAGUAGAAUGUGUGUUACGCAGGUGGAGAAUCAUGUCUUUGAAAAGGCUUGAAAUGGUCUAGAUCGGUAGAGCAGUAUCAGACACAAAAAACUGAGAUAAUGUAAUGAAAUGCUAUAAAAUCAAAACUUCCGUUGUCCAUUACUGUAGAUAUGAAACGUUAAGUGUUAGUUCACUUUGAAUAUGUUGAAAGAAUUGCCUUUGUAAGUAAUUGUUUUGAAUUGGAAGAGUUCUCUUUAACCAGUCUUAGGACUAAUAAAGUAUUUUCGGUCUUAUUGUCCUAAACAUCUGUAUUUCAAGUCUACAUUCUGUGUUUUUGGUUUUAUUUUGAAAACAGGAUGUAACAAAUCCACGCCUUUCCUUCCUCCAGUCCAGCAGAGGUCGCUGUUUGCUCUCCUGUGAGUGACUGGUGGUCGAUGCGGAACUCGGGUGUCUCUGUUUACUUUCCGCUGUGUCUCCUUUUGUGUCGCUCCGAGAUUCUAAAGAGUGCAGAAAAGCGGUAAAAAUGUUCGCCGUGUAGCUGCGGCAGGUGUCGGCACAUGAGCGGACCAACUCGGUGGCGGAGGACUAUCUGUUUCCGGCGGAGAAAGAAGGAAGAGGGCGGUUAAAAUGGUCGGUGUGCUGGAGGAAACGCAGCGGUCAGAGCAGCGGAUCUACCGCCAGAAGAAGCUGCUCGACGCUGCAGCCGUGAAGACCGAAGUCCGGCUGAAAUCAGCAGACGAGCAGCAGCAGCUGCUGGUGAUAAAAGAAGAGUUUCCCGCCGAGCAGCAGUGGAUCUCCAGUGUGGACCAGGAGGAGCCGAAGCUUCCCCACAUUAAAGAGGAGGAGGAGGAAGUGUGCAUCAAACAGGAGGAGCACGAGUUCACUCCUGUAAAUGUGAAGACGGAGGAAGACGAAGAGACACCCGAGUCCUCACAGCUUCAUCAGAGUCGCACUGAGGAGAACAGAGAGGACUGUGGAGUACCGGAAUCAGCCGGGAACUCGGAUCCAGAUGCACAUUUAGGACCAGUCACAGAGGCGGACUCUGAAGACUUUUCCGAGACUGACGACAGCGAGGAUGAAUGGAAAGAUAGCAGUGAACUACCGAGUCCAAAACCAGCCAAAAAAACGGUCUCCACUGAUGACAAACUAAAAUGUUCUGAAUGUGGGAAAAUAUCAGUCUCCAAGUCACAUUUGCUGAGACACAAAAAAAUCCACACGGGAGAGAAACCGUUCAGUUGCUUUGAGUGUGGUAAAAGAUUUAUCCAGCAGAGCGAUCUGAAGAAACACAAGAGAAUUCACACGGGAGAGAAACCGUUCAGCUGCUCCGAGUGUGGCAAAAAGUUUAACACAAAAUGGAACCUGCAGCUCCACGCAAAAGUUCAUACGAGAGAGAAACCAUUCACCUGCUCCGUGUGCGGGAAAAAGUUUACGGACAAGAGCUACAUGAAGAAACAUGAGAAAUAUCACACGGCUGAUAAACAGUUUAGUUGCUCCGUUUGUGGUAAAGGUUUUGUCCAAGUGGGGGAUCUGAGGAGGCACGAGAAAAUUCAUGCAGGAGUCAAACAGUUCAGUUGCUCCAAGUGUGACAAACAGUUCAUCAGUAAGGAUUAUCUGAAGAAACAUGAGAAAUGUCACACCAUAGACAAACCGCUGAGCUGCUCCGUGUGCGGUAAAACGUUUGUCUAUCAGUGGAAUCUGAAGAAACACGAGAAAAUUCACACGGGAGAGAAACCGUUCAGCUGCUCCGAGUGCGGUCAGGGCUUCAUCCAGCAGUGUGACCUGAGGAAACACGAGAGGAUCCACACGGGAGAGAAGCCGUUCACUUGCUCCGAGUGCGGCAAGAGGUUUCGCACAAACUCAAUGCUGCGGCUGCACGAGAAAAUUCACACGGGGGAGAAACCGUACAGUUGCUCCGUGUGCGGCAAAGGGUUUGUUCAAAAGGGACAGUUGAAGACGCACGAAAGGACUCACACGGGGGAAAAACCAUACAGUUGCCCAUUCUGCGGGAAAAAGUUUACAGGCAAAAGAAGCCAGACGUUUCACAUUUCAGUCCACAUCAGAGGGAAACUAUAAAGCAAACAAACUAUUUACUUUCUGUGUCUUAAAUCUGACAAAAAACUAACAGAUUGAGAAGAACCAGUGAGGAACUCAGAAUCUGAAAAACACAGCUGCGUGUUAUCUGGGGCUGCGACAAUUAUAGUCGACAUAAUCAACGAUUAUUGGUUAAUAAAUCGUUGCUGACUUUCAUUGUCAGCACAUCGACCGUGUCUCAUAACCCGGUUCAGUAACUGCAAUGCACUACAGGAAGUGCUGGGGGCAGUAGUUCCAUUUCUCCCAUUGUAUUCACCAACUGCUUUGUCAACCAAGGAAAAAAAUGGGGUUCAUAUCACAACGACAUUAACAAUGACCGCCUCAGUGUCCGUUAUCCUGCUUGUUACACGCCAUAGAACCAAAGUAUGGAUUUAAAUAGGGUUCCCACGGGUCCUUCAAAAACUUGAAAGUUUGUGAAUUUGAAAAUAAAAUUCAAGACCCUUGAAAGCUUUUGAAAAUCGCCCUAAAUAGACAUGUGGUCCUUAAAAGUGCUUACAUUUUGUACAAGAAAGAAGUUAAGUUGAUAUUUAGGUAAAUGUUUACCUACGCCAUCUACUGUUUCAUGCCUUGCAUUGCUUGAUGUACGUAAACUAGGCCGACGCAGGAAAAACGUGGAGUCAUAAUUACCAGCGGUAAUUAACGUUAAAACAAGAGAGAGCAAAUGACGACGUGAUGCCUGGGAAAAGAAAAUUCCAAGAUCUCUGUCUCACCAAAGAAAGUUACAAAGACUGCCUUUGGCCAAGAUCCCAACAAUCACAAUCACUUGUCCAGAUGCAGAGUGUGCUGCAAAUCAAAAAAGUGGACGCCCAACAAGCUGCCCUCCCAUUCUGUCCUUGAAUUUGAGGGAAUUGGUCCUGGAAAGUCCUUGAAUAGUACUUGAAUUUGAUGUCAAUCAAGGUGUGGGAACUCUGUUUAAAAGGUAUUUAAUUGAAUAUCAAAUGCUUCCCCGCAGUAAAAUAGUCAAUUAGCUUACAUGGCGUUCUCAAAGUAAAUUAUUUUGUAUUUAUUUCCACUCGAAUUUUAAAGACACUAUUAAACUACCAAACAAUGAAGAUAGCAAGGCUUGUAUUUUAAGCUAACGCUAAAGCUUAGUCAUGCUAGUACUCCCUUUUAUAUCAGCCUACAAAUAUUCUUAGUGGAUAUAAAUGAGACGGACACUGGGAGUGGAGCAGCGUUUGUUCAGUGAGAAGCUGAUUUGUCGUUAAAGCUACUAGCCAGCUACUAGCCAUGGUUCUUGUGUUUUGAGCCAACGCUGACGUUUUACACCACUUUAGCCCUGGAACGGUUUCUACUGCCAGUCUCCUCGACUACAGCCUUUAAACGUAAAGCAAGAAAGGUCACACUGUCGCCUUCUCUUUUUUAAAUUUAAAGUUGUCCACCAAAAUCAUCGUUAGUUGCAGCCCUGGUGUCUGUCAUCUGUGUAGAAAUUUAAAUUUAUGCUACUAAGUUCUUUUUAAAGGUGAAAAAUGAAACGGCAGCAGCACAGAAGAGGCUACAGCGCCACCACAUGGUCAUUGAUGAAACUUUUCUCAGAGAAACCAGACCUUUGCAGAACUGGUCAGUCUUCGGUCAACACUCAGUAGACUGUUCUAAAAUUGAGAGUUGUGUCUCCAAUUGAUGAAUUAAAAUGUUAUUAAUAAUCCCCAAACGCAAAAAAAAACAGUUUGUCCUUUCAUUCUUUGUGUCUGUGUCCAAACACUGUGACCUUAGUUGUUACUGUAACGAAGGCACUGUGAUUACUGUUUUGCCUCGACAGCUUCAGCAUCAUGGUAAAUCACCAUGGUAACUCAUGCUGAAACCCGAACCUGCUCCAAAACACGUCAGGUUUUCAAGGUAAUGAAACAGAACCUGUCUGUAAUUAAUCGGUUUACAAGAAAACCAGAUUCAUGGAAGAGAUUAGAGUAAAGUGAGAAGUAAUAAAGAUGAAAUGUUUUAAUCACCA